CAGCGCCGCACACUGACGAAAUUUCCCUGGCCCCGCCGCCUGCUUGUUUCUGCGAAAUCAACAAGAGACGAGGGCAAGGCGGCUGGUAUCUGUAUCUGCAAGCUGAGGGAUAACGGCGCUGGUCAGGCUCUCCAGGGGGGGAGGAGAAGGGAGGGACGCAACUGGUAUUUUUUUUUCUUUCUUUCUUUUUUUUUAAUGAUUAGUGUCCGCCUCCACGUCUAAGCACAAAACCAACAGGAGACGACAUUUAGUCGGUGUUCAAAAUCAAGCGGAUAUUAUUGGGAUGGAUGGACCGAGAGAGCAGUUUUCCCCGUGAGACUGGCGCUAAUUUGGACGUCCUGAGCAGCAGGUGUAUUGAAGGAUAAAGCGGACUAAAGGCAAUCUCAGUGUUAAUGAAACUUUGCUACGAUUUACGAGCUGGGGUUGCCGUCCGCCAUGUUAAGGUAAAGCCCAGGUGUGCGGUGUUGACCAUGCUAAAGCGCCUGGACAAGAUCCGCUUCCGAGGCCCCAGGACGAGAGACGACUUCCCAGAUCUUGGCGAGUCGCCACCUGCCUCUGACAACGAAUGUAGCGAUGACAUGCAACUGAAACCCAGAACAGCUCUUCGAGACAUGGAGGACGUCCUGCGAGACCCUGCUGGUUCGGGGUCUCCCACCAUGGCAGCUGCUAUCCAGGACUUCCAGAGGUCAGAGUCCGAACGGCUCAGUGAAGUGAAAGGUCACUUGGAAAUUGCCUUAUUGGAGAAACAUUUCCUACAGGAGGAGCUGAGGAAGCUGCGGGAAGAAACCAAUGUGGACUCCCUGCGACAGGAGCUGGAGAGAGAACGGAGCAAAAGGCUAGACCUGGAGCAGAAGAUGAAUGAGGUGCUCAAAACCAGAUUGGAGGACUCGCCGCCACAGCCUCCCCGAAAACAGCAGUCCCCCUCCAACAAUGGAACAGCAGAAAAACAGCAGAAGGAGGUGUGGAGCUCACGGCUGCAGAAGUGGCUGUACGAGCGCUUCGGGGUUUACAUCGAAGACUUUCGCUUCCAGCCGGAGGAAAGCACUGUAGAGGCUGAGGAACCGCUAAGUGCUAAAAGGCUGACAGAAAACAUGAGGCGACUCAAACGAGGAGUCAGGCCUGUCACCAACUUCUUAAGGAACCUCUCCGCCUUAUCUAAUUGGCACUCCGUCUACACCUCAGCUAUUGCCUUCAUUAUUUACAUGAAUGCUGCUUGGCAUGGCUGGGCCAUUCCCAUGUUCCUCUUCCUGGCUAUCCUGCGCUUGUCCUUAAAUUACCUCAUCGCGAGAGGUUGGAGGAUUCAGUGGAGUAUUGUGCCUGAGGUCUCUGAGCCAAUGGAGCCUCCAAAGGAAGACUUGACUGUGUCUGAAAAGUUCCAGCUUGUACUUGAUGUUGCACAAAAAGCACAGAACCUUUUUGGGAAGAUGGCAGAUGUUUUAGAGAAGAUCAAAAACCUGUUCAUGUGGGUGCAGCCCGAGAGCACCCAAAAACUUUACAUCUGCUUGUGGGUGGCUUUCAUCUCCUCCUGCGUCCUGCCAUACAAGCUAAUGGGCUUCAUGAUCGGUGUGUACGCAGGAAUCAAGUUCUUCAUCAUAGACUUCCUGUUUAAAAGCUGUCCAAAGCUUCGGGACAAGUACGACACACCGUACAUAGUGUGGAACAGUCUUCCCACUGACCCCCAGCUCAAGGAGAGGACCAAUGCCACCGUGUCGCGGCGGCUCUCCUGCAUUGAGAAGGUUCAGCCGGUGGUGUCCCGGAGCAGCCUGGCCACCGUCCCAUGUGGUGUGAGCAGAGAGGAGGAGACUGGUCGCUCUCACAGCACAAAGAAGGGAGCCUUCCAUGAGAUCUUCAACCUGUCAGAGUCAGAGCGCCCUCUGGCGGUGUGUGAGAACGGCUGGAGGUGCUGCCUGAUAAACAGAGACCGAAAGAUGCCCACAGACUACAUCAGGAACGGAGUGCUUUACGUCACAGAGAAUUACCUGUGUUUCGAGAGCUCCAGCUCCAGAUCCGGCUCCUCCAAGAAGAAUAAAGUAAUCAAGCUGGUGGACAUCACAGACAUCCAAAAGUACAAAGUGUUGUCGGUCCUCCCAGGAAGCGGGAUGGGAAUCUCUAUAGCAACUCCUUCCACGCAGAAGCCACUGGUGUUUGGUGCCAUGAUCCACAGAGACGAAGCUUUCGAGACCAUCUUCACUCAGUAUAUGAAGAUCAUGACCACGUCCAAACCACUGGCCAGUGCAGAGCUCUAGACUACCUGCUUCCCAGCUGCACACCUCCACCAUGGGGCUAAAAAAUGGAGGCAGAGUUACCUCCCUGAGUUUCACCCAAACUGGAAGAUCCUUUCAAACAUCUGCGUGCAUGAGCCGCCUCCUCCUCACGCGAUGAGCGUUGACUUCCACAGGGACUGCCGUCGCCCGGCUUCAGUCGGCGUUAACGGAGGAGUGAGGAUCGGAGUGGUUUUUAUCAAUCAGAGGGUUGAUGAGGGGCUGGUUCUCCUCUGCCACCUCACAGACCAAUUGACUAGCUGGCUUACCUGUUUGUGUUUGCAUGUGUGAGUGUGUGUGUCCAUUAUUGGCGUCAAGUUUUUCAUCCUCCAUCAGUAGAGUGCCGUCUCCUGUGGUCGGAGGACUUGACAAAUCUUUAAGCCUGGAUGUAAAAUCAUUAACUAGCAGAUAAAAAUGGUUAUCUUAACUGCCAGACACGUAGAAACAAAUAUCUUUUUACGCUUUAUAAUUCACUGCAAAAAACAAACAAACAAAAAAAAAAACAAGCACUUCUAUUGAAUCAUGUUAAGCUGGUGCAUCUUGGCCAAGCCCGACAAAAACUGUCUGGAUGUAAAUGUCUGAGCGGUUCUUCUUUUUUGUCUUUAGUUUUUUUUCUUUUUAUCCAAGUGUGUGCUGUGAAAAUGUCAGAUCACCACUUGACUGACACGGAGCCUUUCUGUUAGUUUACAUCGCUGCUGUCUGUUUUAUUUUUUCCCUCCAGCAGCAUCAGAAGUCGUCACUGUUACAAUAAUGAACAGCAAAUGUUGAGCAUCUGCCUGUUAGUCUGCGUUUUAUGACAUGUAGUAAAAAACUUUGCCUUUUUGUUUUCAUUGAAAUUUAGUUUUUGUAUCAAACAGCCUUUUUUUUUUUUUUUUUUUUUUUUUUGCGAUACAUAACUGAGCUGCUGAUUACGUCCAAGACGAGAGCACAAUGCUGAUGAAGCAGCACAGUUACAGAGCACAGCCUCCAUGUUUAACCUUCACUUUGUAAAGGCACAAGCUGUCUUUUUUUUUUUUUACCUAGCACUUUACUGACAUUUAGUUUUCACUCUUUAAUAAUCAGACCUCCAGCCGGUCAGUGUUUUCAACAAUCUGGAAGCUGCUACUUAAGUUAAACUCUUCUGGUCUCCAUGAAGGACAGAUCCAGGUUAGCUCGCUGUAUUAAUACCACAUCCUAAUAAGACUUCAAAUUGAAGAUUUAGACAUUUGAGUCUCAGUAUUUAAGCGUUAGGAAAAUACAUCUAAAACUGCUCAUUUUAAACCAGAACACCCUCUCCUGAUUGGAUGAUUUAUCUUGCAUAAAAGCUCAAAUGUUCAUCCUUGUUGGUGGUUAUAUAAGAAUAAUAUUUAAUCAGGAUUAUAUGUUUGAAGUCCAUUUUUUUAAAACCCCGAAACAAGGAUUAUGUGCUACUGCUUACCUAAUUUAUUCGAUUUUUUUUCUUCCUUUUUUUUUUUUCCUUUCUGUAAAAUCACGGCAAGUUCUCUUCCAAAUCAUGUUUUUUUUUUUGUGUGUGUUUUGUUUUUUUUUUUUAAAGAUGUAGAAUAUUGUGUACAUGGAUCAAGGUCAAGACUGAACAGAAUAUUUCAACUUCACUUAAGUUUGAGAUGCUGUUCACAAGACUGAAGCUGGUCUUUGCUCUUGUGUGAAGGCUCCACAUGUAGACGUUUUAAUGCCAAACUACAUCAGACACUUUACUGUGUUUUUUGUGAGAUGAAUGCAAUCCAGGACUGGAGGUUUCUCUUCACAAUUUGUUUGUGUGAGAGACUGUAGAGUAGCUCCUCUACAUUUCUUACAGCACAACAUUUAAUUUAAUUGUAAAUCUUAAAAAACAAACAAAAAAAAAACGUCUAAAAGGGAGACCUUGACAUUUCUUUUGAGUGGUCUUUUUUUCUUCCCACUCAGCUCCAGUCUGCUUUUAACAGUCUGUAUUGUGGAAAAUUCUGAGGAUUGUUUGCUUACUGCCCUUCAGUACUGCCCUCCUACUCCAAAGUGUCAAGGCUUCUCUUAAAUACAACUCCUCUUGUCAUCAUCGUCGAUCUGAAUCAACUGGACUGGAUAUGAAGCUGGCAGAGAUGCAGCGGACCAGUUCAAGCAUUCAGAUUAUUUUUACUUUAAUCCAGUUUAAUUUUCCUUUUUGACCUUGAUUUUCAGCUGCCUUCCCAAUCAUGGACUUUUAUUUUUAACUGAGGAAUAAAUCGACAUAUAUUGAUUUGGGUGCAGGUGGAAUCUGCCUCACUGUGUUCAGAUGGCUCGCUGAGUCUCAAAGCUUUUACCUGAAGCCUUUUUUUGGAAUCUGUAAACUCUGAGGAACGGCUCAACCAGCCCGAACUCGGGUAAAGCACAGAAUGUAUCACCUUUUAAAUGCUUAACAUUAUUUUUAUUUUUCUUACUUUUGCCAAAACGUAAAAUUUUCUGUCUGCCAUGUUCUGCCUAAGCUCAUGUUUACAGAAGGCUGUAAAAAGAAGUUAUGUUGUUUUUGUUUGUUUUAAAUCCAUCCAGUUUGAAUUCCUGACUCUGGAGUUAUGAAGACUGGACUGCUGUGUCGAAUCACUGUCUGCUCUCAUUGGCUCUUACAUGACUCUCUGCUCACCACUAGGAUUAGACCACUCUUAGUGACAACAGCAGUAUUUUAAGCAUAGGAAAGCAUAAAUGAUCAUAUAUCCAGCGUUGCAGUGCUUGGUUAUCGGAGAAUCUUUAUAAAGAGCAGAGAUGGUCGUGUUUAAUGAGACGUCACUGUUUUUGACAACUUGUCCAUAAGGAGAGAAAAGCAGUUUGACUGCUGUCGAUUCAAAUCUUUACAGUCAGUUUAGUUUAAAGACUUGCUGUCAUAGUCGAAGUAGUUAAAGAUUUUUCUAAGCUGAGCUCAAUUUAUGUGGACAUGAAGCACAAUCCCAGCCAAAAGGAUGUUAAUUCAACAGUUUUUAUUAAUUAAAGAAUUUAAAAAAAUAAAAAUCACAGAGCUGACAUUGAUUGGUAAAGGAAAGUAUUAUAAAUAUUGUAGUUACAGCUAAAAAAUUGAGAGUACAAACAAAAUAGGAAGACUGUGAAAGGGAAACUCAAAGCAGUUUGUCUGAAAACAGAAAAAGGAACUACAAAAGUAAAAAUUGAAAACUAAUAUGCAGAAAUAGAAGUCGGUGUUUAAAAAUUGUCUGAAGGAAAUGUGAUUUACUUCCAAACCAAAGAUAAACCAACCCAAACACCUAACCGGGAGAAAAUGGUGAGCUAAAGAAAAUGGAUAGAGUGGAUGAAGAUGAUGAUGAACAAGGAGGUGAUUAAAUGGAACAUCUAAUGACUACCUGAGGACAAAAAAUAAAAAGAAAAUUUCUUCAGUCAUCGAUGAUUUCGGGGUUUAAGUUUGGGUAAAAGACCUGGAGAGAUAAGUCAUUACCUCUACAGUAAAUCCACAGGUGUGGUUUUUUAAAUUCUGGAUGUUUUUUUCUCAUUCCAUCCAUAAAAGUUAUUUUGAUGAUGGAAGUCAUUUGUCAGGAGGAGGAUGAUCUUUCCAAAAAUCUUAAUCAGAGAUUGAAUUUAUAGGGGAAGUUGACAGAAUUUUUCUUCACAUACACAAAACACCUCAAAGGAUAUCUUCCAGGAACGGUAAUUAUUAUAUUUGUUACUGAGGGACUGAUAACAGCUCAGUAAUGUUUGUUUAAUUACAGUAACUUGUGAACACGUCAGAGUUUUCCAACUGACCUCUGUCCGUCUGACCCCUGUCAGUCUCAUCCAGCUGUGCAAGAAAGCAAAUAAACAUUCAUAUUCCUGAAAAGAUUAAAGGUCAGAGGAUUUCCUAGUGACAAGGACAAUGUCAAAAACAGUGAUGUGUCUUUUAGAGGUUUUAAGCUGCUGAACAUGCAGUUCCUCUAACUGUGUGUGUUAAUCAGUAUCUGAAUGAUGCACUCUGAUUGCACACUUAGUAACUUUCUAAUUUUGGACAAAUUAAGAAUUAAUUGUUUCAAAGCUGCAAAACAGCUUCAGUCUGACGUAUCUGGAAUUAAAUACAAAGAGAGCAUUAAAAAAAUGUGGUCAGUUCACUGUAAAUGAAAGUGUUAGUAGGGGACACUGCAGUCAUUACAGAGUGUAAGUUGUCAGUAAUAGCAGCUAUAAUGGCCUCACUUUUUUUUUUUUUUCACAGAGGAAUUUGUAUACAAAUCAUUGAAAUGUAUUGAAAUGUACAAUGAAAAAAAAACCACUGAGUUUUUAAAAGACAGGUCUAUUGUAAAAGAUAAUGUGAUGUACAUUUUUUAAUUUAAGUAAAUGAAUUGAAGUUAA
Molecule: messenger RNA, 6530 nt
Organism: Melanotaenia boesemani (Boeseman's rainbowfish)
Lineage: Eukaryota; Metazoa; Chordata; Actinopteri; Atheriniformes; Melanotaeniidae
Gene: gramd4a
Product: GRAM domain containing 4a
Exons: 20
Coding region: 393-2246 (617 amino acids)
Biological process (GO): negative regulation of toll-like receptor 9 signaling pathway; apoptotic process
Source: RefSeq, a predicted model, not a curated record